Molecule: messenger RNA, 1122 nt
Organism: Colossoma macropomum (tambaqui)
Lineage: Eukaryota; Metazoa; Chordata; Actinopteri; Characiformes; Serrasalmidae
Product: olfactory receptor 2AT4-like
Biological process (GO): G protein-coupled receptor signaling pathway
Cellular component (GO): membrane
Molecular function (GO): G protein-coupled receptor activity; olfactory receptor activity
Source: RefSeq, a predicted model, not a curated record
AUGUCGAUGGGAAACGUAACACUUGUGAAGCACUUUUUCAUUGUUGGCUUUCCUGGACUUCACCCUAACUACUAUGGACUUGUAUCAGCAGCUAUGUUAUUUGUUUAUGUGUGCACUUUGACAGGGAACGGAAUAUUUCUUUGUUUGUUUGCAACAGAAAAAAGUCUCCAUAAACCUGUAUAUUAUUUCUUUAUAAGUCUAGUCAUUUCUGACGUACUGUUCAGCACAAGCACUUUACCAAAGAUCAUUGCCAGAUACUGGUUCCAAGCUGGGACCAUUUCAUUUUUAGGUUGUUUUAUUCAGAUGUAUUUAGUGCAUUACUUUGGCACAGUCAAUUCAUACAUACUGGCACUAAUGGCCAUAGACCGAUAUGUAGCAGUUUGUUACCCACUUCAGUAUCACAAUGUUAUGACAAACAGAAAUGUAUUCAUUCUGAGCCUGGUGGCCUGGGUUAUGGCUCAGUCCGGCCCCCUUAUGAUGGCCAUUCGAGCUUACCCUCUCCCUUAUUGUGGAGCCAACACCAUUUUGCACUGCUACUGUGACCACGUCUUUACACGACUUGCGUGCACUGACAGAACUCCAUAUAGUUUUCCAGCUUUUGUUUUUGCCAUGCUAGUAUUGCUGGGAUCUCUUGCCAUUAUUGUCUUCUCCUAUUGCUGCAUUAUUGUAGAAGUCCUAAAAGUCUCGAGUGCUGGUGGGCGACUGAAGACUUUCUCUACUUGUACUUCUCAACUCAUCAUAAUUGCUCUAUACUUCAUACCCAGGUGUUUUUAUUAUUUGAGUGCCCAAAUUGGUAUCACUUUAAAUCCUGAUUUACAAAUAGCUAUUGUCACAUUGUAUAGCUUGCUGCCUCCUGUGAUCAACCCACUAAUCUACUGUUUGAGGACACAAGAGGUGAAAAAGAUUUUGAUAAGAAAAUUACAAAGGAAUCAAUAUCCCCCCCAAAGAGUCCUGGGUAGCCUCGGAACGAGGUCAACCAGGAUGACCACCACGUCCACCGCCGGACUUCCGAACAGGGGCAUACCCAGAGCUGCCGAGGCGCUGAACAGAAGGGCUCUGCUUACGCAGACCCCUCAGACGAGCUGGGAGCGAGCUGGAGAGACCCUUUCUCGCGCGGCCUAG